UAUGCGUCACGGCUUUGCCUAACAAGCAACGCGAAUACAGUUGAGAAAAAAAAACAAAACAGAAUAGACGAAACAACUACAGUAAUGGAAAGAUUUCCUAGACGUCUUGACUUGUAAGACUUCAGAAAAACGAUCAGGAAAAUGCACCUGAAUAAGAUAUUGCCAUUAUUGUUAAAAUGGCCUGGGGAUCUGCUAAAAGUUCCUGUAAGCUAUGCAAUACUAAAUCGUAGUUUAGUGUGUGCAAGCAGUGCUGAAAAGAAAAGAAGAAAAAAGAAAUCCUGGCUUUCAGAUGGAGGAGAUCUGUCACUGGAGGAAAGACUAGCUGAUACGGUGACCCCUUUGUGGCGACUGAGUUAUGAGGAGCAGCUUCAGUGGAAACAGGAACAACAGCUCAAGAUCUUACUUCAGAUGACUAAUCACCUGGCACAGGACUCGUCUCUGACAUCUGAUAAGGCAGAGCUCCGUUUUCCUGUUCUCCCCAUAGUGCCUUCACCAGUGAGGGAUGGCUACCGCAAUAAAUCCACCUUCUCUGUCAACAAAGGAGUAGAUGGAGAUCCAAAAACUGUCGGAUUCUACAUUGGCACUGGGAAAGGUAGAAACAUUGUCUGUAUUCACGGUGACCAUCUUCUUAACAUGCCAUCAAAGCAUAGUCUGGUGGGAAGGUGUUAUGAGGAUUUUAUACGUGCUUCACCACUAAAACCAUGCAUUAUGUUUCAUGAUGGAGGACACUGGAGAGAAAUUACAGUGAGAACAAACUCUGCCGGUAACACAAUGGCCAUAGUAUAUUUCCAUCCACAAAACCUAAGUCUUGAGGAGAUUGCGGUCCAUAAAGCAUCUCUAGUACAAUACUUCACAAAAGGUCCAGGAACAGUUUGCCAGCUGGACUCACUUUAUUUUCAGGAAAGCACCAUAACCAGGUGCAGUCAUGAAGAUUCUCCCUACCAGCUGCUGUAUGGGGAGCCCCAUAUCUACGAGGAGAUUCUUGGCUUCAAGUUCCGCAUCUCUGCUGAUUCUUUCUUUCAGGUGAACAGGAGUGCUGCAGAGGCCCUGUACAUGACCGUAGCAGAGCUGAAUAAGGCUGGUGAAAAGGGUACUCUACUGGAUGUUUGCUGUGGUACAGGAGCUAUUGGCAUUUCACUAUCCCCAAGACUGAAGAAGGUCAUUGGUAUUGAGCUGAUUGAGCAGGCUAUAGAGGAUGCGAAAUAUAACGCAGCAUUAAAUGGUAUUCAGAACUGUCAGUUUCUAUCAGGAAAAGCAGAGGUUGUUCUUCCUAAACUGAUACCCACGAUGCACUCUGAGGGAACACUCACAGCUGUCAUGAAUCCAUCCAGGGCAGGGCUGCAUUAUAGAGUCAUCCAAGCCCUGCGCAAUCAUCCUAACAUACAAAGACUUAUCUAUAUAUCCUGCAAGCCAGAAGGAGAAGCGAUGCGGAAUUUCAGGGAGCUUUGUGGAAAGACCGAUUUGAAGAGAAAGCUCAUUGGAGAGGCCUUUACUCCAAAGCUUGCUGUUCCUGUGGACAUGUUUCCACACACCCCUCACUGUGAACUGGUGCUUGUUUUGGAACGAUGAAUAAUUAAGUGUAACAAACUUAUAAAAACUGCUGUAAUAUAACAUAUCAUUUAUUUCUUCUGGUGUGGUCUGUAGAACUGUAGUGUCCUAAAAAUGUAUUUAAAAAAAAAAAAAAUAAUUAAAAAAAUACAUUUUGGAAUAGUGUUCCUAAAAUGUGGAGGAAAAUAUCCAGUCUGUUUAGUGCCCAAGGCUCUGUAAACAGAAGAAACCACAUCCAACUAAUCAUGACAUGGAGAUCUCUCUAUAUGUCUCUACAUGUUUUUCAAUCAUUUUGAGUGAAAAAAGCUCCAAAGAAAGCUCCUGUUCUUAGAAUAAGUGUGAUUAAAAGGAACCUCACACACACAUUCACACAAUUUAGAGAUGACACUUUGGGCUGGAGAAGAAAAUUGGACCCCCAAAACUGGAGGUGUGAGGCAAACCUGCUAACCACUAAGCCACCAUGCCCCCUAUUAUACUUUUUAUAUAUAUAUAUAUAUAUAUGUAUAUAUUCAUAUAUUCAUAUAUUCAUUAAGUACAUAUUUUUUAAAAGACUUUUUUACUGUUCAUAUUCACUCCAGGUAUUGCAGUAGUUUGUCGAUAUGUUGCAACAUGCAGUUCAUUUGUUUACCAUGUGAGAGGUUAUUUAUUACAUACUAGUUUGCAUCAGAGUGUACAGAUUAGGCAAGCCCAUGCAUGAGGCAAGAAAUGCAAUGUCAGAAAGAUGAAAUAAUGUUACCUUGUGUAAUCAGAAGACACUGUAAUAGGUCAGUACAUUUGUUGGAAAGGACAGAGUAACUUUGAUCAGGACAGUUUCUUUGUUAAUGACAUUGCAUUAUGAAACAGAAUAAAGAAGGGGUUAUUCAUG
Molecule: messenger RNA, 2413 nt
Organism: Ictalurus punctatus (channel catfish)
Lineage: Eukaryota; Metazoa; Chordata; Actinopteri; Siluriformes; Ictaluridae
Gene: trmt2b
Product: tRNA methyltransferase 2 homolog B
Exons: 1
Coding region: 142-1569 (475 amino acids)
Biological process (GO): RNA processing
Molecular function (GO): tRNA (uracil(54)-C5)-methyltransferase activity, S-adenosyl methionine-dependent
Source: RefSeq, a predicted model, not a curated record